Messenger RNA from Otolemur garnettii (small-eared galago), 1073 nucleotides. RefSeq names its product unc-50 inner nuclear membrane RNA binding protein (gene UNC50). The record is from RefSeq and is a predicted model, not a curated record. Lineage: Eukaryota; Metazoa; Chordata; Mammalia; Primates; Galagidae. Bases 88 to 867 code for a protein of 259 amino acids. Gene Ontology annotation, cellular component: Golgi membrane. The transcript has 6 exons.
UGCCUGGCUGGGCUCGGGCUCGGCUGCUGGGAGGAGGCGGUGGGCAGGAGCGGACCCGCGUCGCGGCCGCCACCGGGCAGUAGGAAGAUGUUGCCAAGUACAUCAAUGAAUUCCUCAAUGCAGGGAAACGGAGUCUUGAAUUCCAGGGAUGCAGCAAGACACACGGCUGGAGCAAAACGCUACAAAUACCUGAGAAGGCUUUUUCGUUUUCGGCAGAUGGACUUUGAAUUUGCUGCUUGGCAGAUGCUCUAUCUGUUCACUUCCCCACAGAGGGUUUAUAGAAACUUUCAUUACCGAAAGCAGACAAAGGACCAGUGGGCCAGAGAUGACCCUGCUUUCUUGGUCCUGUUAAGUAUUUGGCUCUGUGUGUCCACUAUAGGAUUUGGCUUUGUGCUUGACAUGGGAUUUUUUGAGACAAUAAAGCUUCUCCUUUGGGUUGUAUUCAUAGACUGUGUAGGCGUUGGUCUUCUGAUAUCAACUUUAAUGUGGUUCAUCUCUAACAAGUACUUAGUGAAACGACAGAGCAGAGACUAUGAUGUGGAGUGGGGCUAUGCUUUUGAUGUGCACCUGAAUGCUUUUUAUCCACUCCUAGUUAUUUUGCAUUUUAUUCAGCUUUUUUUCAUCAACCAUAUUAUCCUAACAGAUACAUUUAUUGGAUAUUUAGUUGGAAAUACCUUGUGGUUGAUUGCAGUUGGCUAUUAUAUCUAUGUCACCUUCCUAGGAUACAGUGCCCUGCCAUUUUUGAAAAAUACAGUAAUUCUUCUUUACCCUUUUGCACCUCUCAUUCUGCUCUACGGGCUGUCACUAGCACUGGGAUGGAACUUUACCCACGCUCUGUGUUCUUUCUACAAGUACAGGGUGAAGUGAGAAGAAAAAGUAAGGAUAUUUAAUCUUAACUGUGUCAACAGUAUUGAUAAAGUGAUUUCUUGUAAAACUUGUAAAUAAACUCUUUUUGUAAAUAGCAUAAAGAUGUAAAGUUAAAAUUUGAAGAAAUAUAGUUAAUAUUACUGUCAAGUACAUUCCUUAAAACUAAUUAAAUGUACAUUUCUAUAAUAAAUAUUUUUUAAACUAAA